Phyllostomus discolor (pale spear-nosed bat) is the source of this 5815-nucleotide messenger RNA. RefSeq names its product ZFP62 zinc finger protein (gene ZFP62). The record is from RefSeq and is a predicted model, not a curated record. NCBI's taxonomy places the organism in Eukaryota, Metazoa, Chordata, Mammalia, Chiroptera, Phyllostomidae. The coding region runs from base 82 to 2802 and encodes 906 amino acids. The transcript has 2 exons.
CAGCUGGCGCGGGCUCUUCCGGCCGGGACGGCUGCGCUUUUGUCCCGCUGGCAGUUGGCCUCCCGCGGCGCCGCCUCAGCCAUGUCACAUUACAAGACGAGGGGCACUGAGGAUGAGGAAUCAACUGAAAAGUAUGAAAAUGUUGGGAAUGCAGAACUUCUGUGGCUAAAAGUGGAAGGCCUUCACAAGGAUCAUGUUCAGGAGUCUAAGGUCGAUGGAACCUGUGGUUGGGAUGGCAAAGUAGAGAACCAGUCGGAAAAGCCUGAUGGGAAAAGAAUGAAGGAAGACGAAAGUGGCAUCAGGGAAAAGAUUGGAAAACCCCCAAACACAGCAAAUAUAAAGACAGAACAGGAAGAAGAUGUGGCAUCUGAGAAAAGCUUACAUCUGAGCUCAAAGCACGUUACACACCAGACCAUCCUUAUCAAACAGAAAAGCAGUGAGCAAGGCACAUGUGCGGAGAAUGUGAAUGGAAGCUCUCAUCCCCAUCUGAACCAGGACACCAGUGCUGUUAAGAAAUCUCAUAAAUGUGAUGAGUGUGGGAAAUCCUUCAAAUAUAACUCCCGCCUUGUUCAACACAAAAUUAUGCACAGUGGGGAAAAACGCUAUGAGUGCAGCGACUGUGGAGGGGCUUUUCGGAGCAGUUCCAGCCUUCGAGUUCAUAAGCGAAUCCACACUGGGGAGAAGCCGUACAAGUGUGAGGAGUGUGGGAAAGCCUACAUGUCCUACUCCAGCCUUAUAAACCAUAAAAGCACCCAUUCUGGGGAGAAGAACUGCAAAUGUGAUGAGUGUGGGAAAUCUUUCAAUUACAGCUCUGUUUUAGACCAGCAUAAGAGGAUCCACACUGGGGAGAAGCCCUAUGAAUGUGGUGAGUGUGGGAAGGCCUUCAGGAACAGCUCUGGCCUCAGAGUCCACAAAAGGAUCCACACAGGGGAGAAGCCCUAUGAAUGUGACAUCUGUGGGAAAACCUUCAGUAAUAGCUCUGGCCUCAGGGUUCACAAAAGGAUCCACACAGGUGAAAAGCCCUAUGAAUGUGAUGAGUGUGGGAAGGCCUUCAUUACUUGCAGAACACUUCUAAACCAUAAAAGUAUCCACUUUGGAGAUAAACCUUACAAAUGUGAUGAGUGUGAGAAAUCGUUUAAUUAUAGCUCUCUCCUCAUUCAGCAUAAAGUCAUCCACACUGGAGAGAAACCUUAUGAAUGUGAUGAAUGUGGGAAGGCCUUCAGGAAUAGCUCAGGCCUUAUCGUGCAUAAAAGGAUUCACACAGGAGAGAAACCUUACAAAUGUGAUGUCUGUGGCAAAGCAUUCAGCUAUAGCUCAGGCCUUGCAGUCCAUAAAAGCAUUCACCCUGGGAAGAAAGCUCAUGAAUGUAAGGAAUGUGGAAAAUCCUUCAGCUAUAACUCACUUCUUCUUCAGCAUAAGACCAUUCACACUGGAGAAAGACCUUAUGUAUGUGAUGUGUGUGGGAAAACCUUCAGAAACAAUUCAGGUCUCAAAGUCCACAGGAGGCUCCACACUGGGGAAAAACCAUACAAAUGUGACGUGUGCGGGAAAGCCUACAUCUCACGUUCUAGCCUUAAAAACCACAAAGGAAUCCAUCUUGGGGAGAAGCCCUAUAAAUGUAGCUAUUGUGAGAAAUCCUUCAAUUAUAGUUCUGCCCUUGAACAACAUAAGAGGAUUCAUACGAGGGAGAAACCUUUUGGGUGUGAUGAGUGUGGAAAAGCCUUCAGAAAUAAUUCAGGCCUUAAAGUACAUAAGCGAAUCCACACUGGGGAGAGACCUUACAAAUGUGAAGAAUGUGGGAAAGCCUACAUCUCACUCUCAAGCCUUAUAAACCAUAAGAGUGUGCACCCUGGGGAAAAGCCCUAUAAGUGCGAGGAGUGUGAAAAAGCCUUUAUCACAUACCGAACCCUUAUAAACCACAAAAAAAUUCAUCUUGGGGAGAAGCCCUACAAAUGCGAUGUGUGUGAGAAAUCUUUUAACUACACGUCACUCCUUUCUCAGCACAAAAGGGUUCACACUCGAGAGAAGCCCUAUGAGUGUGACAGGUGUGAGAAGGUUUUCAGAAACAACUCCAGCCUUAAAGUGCAUAAAAGAAUUCAUACAGGGGAGAAACCCUAUGAAUGUGAUGUGUGCGGAAAAGCCUACAUCUCACACUCAAGCCUUAUUAACCAUAAAAGUACCCACCCUGGCAAGACACCCUAUACGUGUGAUGAAUGUGGAAAAGCUUUUUUCUCAAGCAGAACUCUUGUGAGCCAUAAAAGAGUCCAUCUUGGGGAGAAACCUUUUAAAUGUGUUGAGUGUGGGAAAUCUUUCAGUUACAGCUCGCUCCUUUCUCAACACAAGAGGAUCCACACAGGAGAGAAACCCUACAUAUGUGAUAGGUGUGGGAAGGCAUUCCGGAACAGCUCAGGCCUCACAGUGCAUAAGAGAAUCCACACAGGCGAGAAACCCUAUGGAUGUGAUGAGUGUGGGAAGGCAUACAUCUCACACUCGAGUCUUAUCAACCACAAAAGCAUCCACCGUGGUCAGCAGCCCUAUAAUUGUGAGUGUGGGAAGUCCUUCAAUUAUAGAUCAGUCCUUGACCAGCACAAAAGGAUCCACACUGGAAAGAAGCCAUACCGGUGUAAUGAGUGUGGGAAGACUUUUAAUACCAGGUCAGAUCUCACCAAGCAUAAAAGAAUCCAUACAGGAGAGGAAUCUUUAAAUGUGCCGAAUGUGGGGAGUUACAGUGGUACAACACAAAAGAGAACUUAUGAGGGUGGGAAUGUUCUGGAUGGGGCCAGGAUGAGCUUGUCUCUGUAGGAGGCAGAGCUUACCAAGUCUCAAUUCAAGUGGAAGAAAAACCUUAUGAAUGUAAGAAUAUCUGAGGUCCUUGUUCAUGGCUUAUAAUUUACAUAGUACAAAUGAAACCAUGAGUAACCUGUGCUUCAGGGAAGCCUCCAUUGUCAAAAUAGUUGAGCCCUUAUGGAAUACAAAACAGUUUAUACUGGGGAUAAAACCUAUCAGAAUGAUAUGUUAAAACCUUCAAAAUAAGCAGACAUUUCUGGACAUGAAACACAUGGGUGAGGAAAGGAUUUCGAUCAGAAGUCACAGUCACCAUUAGAAAGUUCAUAUUUGGGUAAAUUUUGUGAAUCUAAACGUGGGACAUUCAGGUGUAUCUUUUGAGUCCCAAUUAUACAUUGGUCAGCGGAAAUAACCCAAGAAGGGCCUCCAGUAGGCACAUUCAGGGAGAGAUAGGCUUCAGGGAAUAUAAAUUUAUUUAUUAGUAGCACUCAUGAAGUAAAAGCUUUAUUAUAUAAUUCAGUGGUUUGGGGUGAGGUGAUGACAAGUUUUGAAACAAAAUUUGAAUUUUGUAGGGAAAUUUAAAAAGUGUAGACUUAAUCUAACAGGAGAUAUGAGAGUCACUCUGAAAAAAUGCAGGUUGAUUGGACUAUACUGUUAUAGUGUGGUACACUAGUUGAGUAGGGGAAACUUUAAAAUCUCCGGAUGCACCCCGUCAUUGAAUGAUAAAUGUGUGCUGAGUGAAAACCCCAUGUUACACUGCAAAUGAAAGGUUCUAUCAUGGAGAAAAAUAGAGCACACUCAGUAACUAAGGGAACAUGUCUUUAAUAUGAAUUUGCACAAGAAUUAAUUCAGGGAUUCCUAGGAAUAGGAAUACUGAAAAGGAGGGCAUUUUAUUGCAGGAGGUAAAAAGCUAAGUAACUACCAAUAAUUGGGGGAUAGGAAGAGAUUCCUGCUUCUCAAUCCUGUUAAAUGAUAGAUUGUUUUGGACUGUGUUAUUGUAAAGAUUUCAUGCACUACCUGUGUGUAUUAUCUGUUGUAAAAUGUUAUGAAUAUAUUGUUCAGGGCUCCCUCUCUUGGCCAUGAAGAGCCAGGUAGUUGUGGCAAGGUAAAGUGGAUCUCCAAUAAAGAAUUCUUCAAAAGUAAACAGGCUGUGCCUGACUUCAGAAGGAGCAGUGUGUGGGGAAAGCCAUCUGUGUCACAUCUUCAUGAGGUAGACUGUGGCAGAUACAAGCCCAGGUGGGCGAGCAACGGGCUCAUCCCCCAGUGCUGGCAUCUCAGGUGUCACUAGCAGGUAGGCGGUACCCCUACCAGGAGAAGUGCAGCCUGGUUCAAGCCUCACAUGCUGGGGCUGGGUCCCAGCUCUUGGGAAUGGGCAGGCUCUGUGAGUGGCACUCAUCACCCAGAAAUAGUUGUGUUGAACAGAAUUGAACAAAACAUUGACUUUGUAUAAAGGGUAAAAAGAGAGUCUUCUGAGAAGUAACCUGUUGAACCAUACACUGGGCGGGGCGUAUCUGUAGAGGCUGAAUUCUUCAUCAGGUUUCUCUGGCUCCGAUAUCCACUUUUUAAGAGAACAAUCUCUAGCUAAAUGGUUGCCUUGCUCUCUAGGACUUCACAUAUCUAGCCACAAAGCUUACAUGCCUCUCUCUAGGAGUAUAAUUCACUUUGUCUCCAAACCCCCACCAAUAGAUUUUGAUGGAGGGAGUCAGGAUGGGACGAGGAAAGGGAAAAGUAAAGCAUUUCUGCCAUGCAACUCCACAUUGAAACGCCAUGACCACACUCGCUCUGUGUCCUGUUUGCAUGCAGCCCUGACAGAUGAUCCUCUCCACAGACUUGAGUGCAUUUAUUCAGGAAAUACCUGCUGAGGAUGUGCUAGACUCAGUCCACUGUCUCCUAAGCAGGAGGCAACGGGAGUAAAUAAAGGACCUGGGAGGGAGAAAACCCACAAGCAAAGCUACCCUGGUGGAUGCUGAAGUAAAAUGCAGCCUUCAGAGGCAAGUGAGCAGCACUGGCAGUUAGAAAGAGGGAGGCAACAGUGACAUCUGGGCAAGACGGCUGGGUUUUUAAAUAGGGAAAUGUAGGGGACAAUGGGUUGGCCCAGUGAAAGACCAAAUAGGAAAAGCUUGCACAUCCUUGAGAGUAGCCAGUCUGGCAGGGUUGGUACACAGUGGGCAGAAAGGAGGGAGACCAUGGAGUAUCAUUUUCUAGGAGUCAUCAGGCACAUUGAUUCAUCUUCAUUUACUGAAGGUAAAACCAGGUGUGUCUUAAAUGAUUGGAUUACCUGUGUGGCCAGGGCUAUCAGUGGCUCAGGGGCCCCGCAGGCCUCACAUGUGCACACUAAUGCACUGCCUGCUUUCAGGAGCGGCACCACUUGGAUGGGUAUUCCAAGUGCCCCAGCCCACUGAGCACUGGGACACCACCGCUGAGACCUCCAUUGACUCCAGUCCACAAGAAACAGGACCCAGGCCUCUGGGCCUUGGCCUUGAGGCUACCUAAGGCCAGACACAUGCAGCAGCUUGGGUAAUCCCAGACGAGAAGAGGUCUUUGGGUCUCCAGCCAUUCUGGGCGGACUGCAGCACAAAGCCAGUGAGGUGGUGUGGCUGCGUAGGGCUUGGGCUUGUUAGGGACUACCAUCCCUCCCCUCUUUUCAGAGAAAAUUUCUAAUAUGCAGGAAGGAAAAUUGCCAACAUGUAGGUAAAUCAAAACACUUCUUUAAAAACAGCAGUGUCUAAUUCAAGACUAAAAAUAUAACUGAAAUGGAGAACAGUAGGUAAGUAGAAAGAUGGAAGAUCUGUAUGAGAGCGUAAAGUGCUUGUUUUGGAGGAAGGGUAAGAUGUUGCUUGAGUCUGGAUUUUAUAAUGUUGACUGUGCAUGACAGAUUGUCAUGGACAAGCACCAGGGUAGAAAUAAAGGAUGUAAGUCAAAAUCUGGGCUGGAAAUCCUCAAAGGCUGGAAAAGAAAACAUUGAAAAGGCUGGAAAACUGGGACAAUACUUUCUGGUAAAGAUAGUCUAAGUUAUUUGGGUCGAUUUCCC